Anguilla rostrata (American eel) is the source of this 6581-nucleotide messenger RNA. RefSeq names its product up-regulator of cell proliferation-like. The record is from RefSeq and is a predicted model, not a curated record. Gene Ontology annotation, molecular function: GTP binding. NCBI's taxonomy places the organism in Eukaryota, Metazoa, Chordata, Actinopteri, Anguilliformes, Anguillidae. Bases 314 to 5170 code for a protein of 1618 amino acids. The transcript has 4 exons.
CCCAGAACCAGCACCAGAGAACCCAUCCUCAUGUCUGGCCCAGUCCCAGCCCUCCUCUGCAGACCCAGAUAAGUCAGACGCAAAGAGUGGUCUAGCAGAUACUGCCACCAAGGAUGGGACUUUGAGUAAAGACACCAAUGACAGUGUGUGCACUGCACAGGAGGAGAAGGAGAAAACUGAAGACUCAAAGGAGAGUGUGAGUGUGUCUAAAGAUGAAGCCAUUAGUAAAGGGCUUUCUGUGCCUGAGAAGAAGAAAGAGGGCCUCUGGAAUUACGUGGCACACCAUGUGAUUAUAAACCCUUUCCAAAAGGUGAUGUCAUCCUUCCCAUUUACCAGAGGAACCGAGCACAUCUCUACUUCAACCCAAAGGGGCAUUCUAUCAGGAACUGAAUUCACUGCCACUGACUUCACGGCAAUGGAUGGGGCAAGGAGUGAUGGCAUAUCCACAGUCAACAGCACAAGUCUGGAUGAGCUGUUGAGUGACUUGGGACUGGAACACCACCUGAAGAACAAGCUGACUCUGAGCAAGGUGCUGGAGAUUGAUGGAGAGACUUUAACUGAUGAAAGCAUCCAGUCUCUGAAAUCUCUGCCAUGGUGUUUCCUGAGGAGGUUAAUGAUGGUGAAUGUGACUGCUAGGAGUGUGAGGUGCGCCUCAAAACAGGACAUGACUUCCCAAAACCUGGAAAGCUUAAUGGACACCCUGGACAAUCCACAGGCCAGCAGCAACAGAGUCAACCCUCUGGACCUCAUAACUGCUGUGUUUCUCUGCUCAGAUGGCUUCCUCCAGCAGGAGAUGGUUUUGAAAAUGUCCAUGUGCCAGUUCUCUGUGCCUCUGCUACUUCCUAAGUGUGAUACACAGCAGUGCACUUUAAUGCUCUGGGCCAUGAGGGGUAUUGUGAAAACGUUCAAGCCGCACUCUUUGAGAGACCCAAAAGGGUUUGUAGAUAAGAGCAUUGUUCUCUCUGAGCUCCCCCUGGUCUCUUUUGUGAGGCUGGGAAACAGCAGCUUGUCCAAGUCUCAGAUCCUGAACCAAGUUUUCAGCAACCCUCAGCAGUACCACGACACCUUUGUUCACAGAAACAUGGAGUGCGGUGACAACCCAAGGAGGAUUUCCGAUGGACUGGUGGAGAUCAGCUGGUAUCUGCCCAGUGGGAAGAGAAACAUUGACAUCUUCUCUGAGCCACUGGCUAUAGCUAACCUCCGUGGGGACCUCAGGGACUUUGAAACUCAGUACGGUUUCCUUUGUCACAACUCUGCUGCCGUAUUUGUGUUUUGUGAUGAUUUUGGGUCUGAAUACAAAUUUGUGGACUCCCAGCACCUGAAGGCUCAUUGGUUCUGGAUCAUCAAUUCGCAGAGCAAUAACUUCAAUACGGAUGGCUUCAGGAAAUGUGUUCCUGAGUUACCGAUAAAACCCAGUAACAUCAUUAUAAAAGGUUCACAGAUGAAUGAUGCAGAAUUCGUGAAUUACUUGCGUUCAGCUAUCAGUGGAAUUUUAAAGGGUAAGGUGAUUAAAAUGAGCAUUGAACAAAUGCCUGUCAUUGCAUAUGAACUCGGGAUCCACGUUGAUGAAGAUUGUGACUGCUGUAAGAAUGGAAAGCAGAAGGCUAAUGAAAUCACAAAAAGGAUUUUUGAUAUACCGAGCUUCAAGGAGAAAGAGCUGCCCUUGCAGGGGACUGCAUGGAAACAGCUGGCCAAACUGGAGAAGGAAGAGUGCAGGAUGAAAAAUGCUGGGGAGAAAAACAUUGAAGUUUACAGAAAUGAACUUGCAGAACAGAAGCAGCAGCUCAGAGCACAGCAGAGGGCUCACAACAUCUCAGAGUCUAUGUACCGUUUCAUCGAAGCAAUGUCCGGUUCCACAGAGGAGCGCAAGUAUUUCCUCAAGUGGAUGAGGAUCAACCUGGACAACCUGUCACGCAAAAGGCUUCCAUGCCUUCAGGCCAAGUACAAGAAAUUCUGUCAGAAUUACUUAGAAAACAAGAAGCUCAUUGCAGAGUUGGACAGGAAGAUCUCUAGUUCCUCCUUGGGGACAGAGCACUUCUUGCGGGAAAUGGGUCAGCUGUACGAGUCGGCCUGCUCACUCCCUGAAGGCCCCACCCCUCAGAUUCAGGACCUGCCACGUCUGGCUGCUGAGCUGCUGCAGGAAGGCUUCCCUCUGGAGCUGGUGGAUGGAGAUGCAUCCAGCAUUCCUCUGCAGUGGGUGACUCAGGUUCUGAAGGAACUUGAUCAACUAACACAGUAUAAAAGUAAGAUCCGGGUGGUGACUGUACUGGGGGUGCAGAGCACUGGGAAGUCCACCCUCCUGAACACCAUGUUCGGGGUCCAGUUUGCCGUCAGUAGUGGCAGGUGCACGAGAGGGGCCUUCAUGCUCCUUAUCAGAGUGAAAGAGGACUUUAAAAGGCAGCUUGGGUGUGAUUACAUCAUGGUUAUUGACACUGAAGGUCUGAAGUCACCAGAGUUAGCCCAGUUGGAUGACAGUUAUGAGCAUGAUAAUGAACUGGCCACUCUGGUGGUGGGGCUGAGUGACAUCACAGUCAUCAACAUUGCCAUGGAGAACUGCACAGAGAUGAAGGACAUCCUGCAGAUUGUGGUGCACGCCUUCCUGCGGAUGAAAGAAGUUGGGAGAAAACCCUGCUGUCAGUUUGUGCACCAGAAUGUCCCAGAUGUCUCUGCCCAGGUGAAAACCAUGAGGGACAGGAAUCUUCUGCUGGAUCAUCUGAAUGAGAUGACCCAAGCAGCAGCUAAGAUGGAAAAGAAGGGAAACAACAAAACAUUUACUGAUAUCAUUGAGUAUGAUCCAGAGAGAAACACCUGGUACAUCCCUGGGCUCUGGCAUGGCAUUCUUCCCAUGGCACCGGUGAAUGGUGGCUACAGUGAGUCUGUAAAUCUGUUCAAGAGGAGUGUGAUUGAGACGUUUAAGCAACACAAAUCUGGAAAGAGCUCACCACACACAUUCAGUGAGUUCCUAGAAUGGACCAGGAGUUUGUGGAGCGCAGUGAAGUAUGAGAACUUCAUCUUCAGUUUCCGCAACAGCCUGGUGGCUGAUGCUUAUACUCAGCUUUGCACUGAGUUCAACACAUGGGAGUGGGCCUUCAGGAAGAACAUGUACUCCUGGUUAAGCCGAGCUGAGACAAAGGUGUCAAACUUUGGCACAAUAGCAGCACAGAUUCAGCCAUCCUCCGAUUUGGAUAACUUGAAGAGCAGCCUGAAAUAUGAGGCCUCUGUAGAACUGGAAAAAGCAGAAAAGCUCAUUUUGAAAAAUCUCACUGAAUUCUAUGAUAGACCAGAGGGACACGUUCACUUGGUAGAGAAGUACAAGGAGGAAUUCAUGAACUCAGCCAAAGCCAUCCGGAAGGAGACAGAGCACUCUGUGAAUAACAAGCUAGAUGCCACGGUGGAGAUUAGAAAGGGUAUGCUCAGCUUAGAGAAAAUCAAGAAAGAUCAUACAGCUGCAAUGGAGCAGAAGGUGCUGGACCUGAUUGAGAAAUGCAGGAAAAGUAAAGAUCUGUCAGAUCAAGAGCUGGAGACUGAAUUUGAGAAGAUGUGGAAUGAGACUGUGAAAGAACUGCAGUUCUCUGGCCUGGAAAAACUAGAUAUUGUCCGAGAUGUCCAUUAUCAGCUGAGGGCAAACUCUGAGAGAGAAGGCAGCUCAGUAUGUGAAAUUCUGUCCGAAGUGGGCAAAUUAUCUGAAUGUGGAAUGGAGCCAUUCAAAGUGAAUAGUAAAGCUCAAGAACAAAAUAAAAGGACAAAAGAUAUAAGAAAGGAGCAGGAGGUGGAGAUGCAAAAGAUAGCCGAUCACAUAAUCAAUUGCAGCAGGCAGUUUGUGGAUGAGAAAGUGAGAACAAGUUCUGAUUACCAUAACACAUACAUGAUAGACUUGUUUUGCAUGGUAGAUGAAAAGCUGGACAGGGACAAGGAUCUGGACACAAGUGCUGAGUUUCAGGCCAGUCUGAAGAUCCACAUCUGUGGACAUGCAGCACGGGAGUUUCAAAAAAUGCAUUUGGAUUUUAUCCAUGCAAAUGAUCCCCGUCGCUGUCUGGAGCAGUCCAAGCAACAGUACUGCGCUGACUUUAAGGACUUGUUCAAUAAAAGAGACCAGUGUCAGAAGAAAGCCAAUGAGUUCACCUACAACUGUCUUGCACUUGCAGUGAAGGAAUACAUCACCAAGUCUCUGGGCCCUGACCUUGUGGAUGAAGUGUUAAAAGGGCAGAAAGGUAUUGAUUUCAGCACUCGACCCUUCUGCCAGUUCUCAAUCCUCAAGCAGCUGCUUUCAGAUGAUAACUUUAAGGACUUUUUGAAUUACUCAAGGAACUACGAGAGCUUUGUGCAGGACUGGAUAUUUGAGCGGAUGGUGAAGCAGUUCUCUGAGGGAGAUGAUCUCAGGAACAUUGAGAUUAAGCACCUGAAGGUGAUGGUUAAACGAUUUAAGGAAGCCAUUAAGAAUGCAGAGAUGAAGGCCAGUGAAAGAGUGACAGAAAGGGGUGAGGAGGACCAGAACAUUCAGCAGUUCAUUCAAGAUAUCUGUAGUGACCUACAGGAGCUCACCAUCCCCAAAGACCCCCUCACAGUGGUCCUGGCCUUAAACUCUGCCAAGCCAGAAGACUUUUCCCAGUGUCUGAAGAGGCUUGUGGCUGAAAUGGAGCAGUCCAUUACUGCAGAGUUUCAGAGGGGUGGGGAUGUGAGGGCCAGGCUGACCUCACUGCCCUUUCAGCCACAGAAGGAGCUGUUUAACAGGGUGUUUGGCUGUGGGAGACAGUGUCCCUUCUGCAAGACCCCAUGUGAAGCAGGCGGCAAGAACCACACAGAGCACUUUGCUUACAUUCACCAUCCUCAGGGGAUCGGGGGUUACAGAUAUGAGGACUCCUGUAAAUUACUGAGUGAUAUCUGCUCCUCCUGUGUUGCCAGUCAGGGAAGAUUCAGGUCAAGAAAAACGGAGGGGAAAUACCAUCCAUACAAGGACUAUCAGAGAAUUUACACUGACUGGCUCAUCCAGCCUGACAGCAGCAUCCAGGCCUCAGACUACUGGAAGUACGUCUUCAACAGGUUUAAUGAGCAUUUUGCCAAGGAAAAUGACGCUAAGCCUGCAGACAUCCCCUCUCUUUGGACAGAUAUAACCCAAGACCAAGCCAUGAAAAGCCUGGAGAAAUCCUUCAAGAUGAAAACAGGAGGUUAAAUGGGUGUUUCAGUUGGGUGAUCUACUGAUUGGAAUUAAUAUGAAAUAUUAUACUCACAGGUACAAGGAAUUCUUCCAGAUGAAAACAGGAGAUUAAAUUAAAUUGAUUAUAUGGCCCCUGUUGCAGUCGGGUUGAAAAUGUAUUUUCUGAGUGGCAUUAAUUAACAGUCUACUCACACAUAUCAUAGCUAAUCACAAAAAGUGCCCCAACCAUUUGAAUCAUAUGCAAGAAAGGGCUAUUGGUUAAAAAUCAAAAUACAAUAAAAAUAAAACACAUAUCAUUUUUAAAAGGGAGCAUUAAAUUAAAUGAUCACUGCUGUUAAGAAAGAGAGAGAAUCACUGAUGCAUACAUUACUGCAUUUUUGCAGCCUUCACUGAGUUGCCUCUGAUACUCAGAUACAGAUAAUACCCUCAACCAGUCAUUAUACAUAUAAAAUGAUGUACAUGCUAGAAGGUGAUGUUACUUCUAUCAUAACCUAUGCAGCUUUUAUCUAUACACACUGUCUGAGUUAGCAUAGCUGAGCUUUGUUCAUUAUUCCAUUGUUUGGAUGUAUAAUCAGGGAUGGUAACUAGGCUGAGAUAUUUUAAGUUUGUUUAAUUUUGUGACCUCUAUAGCAAAAAGAAUAAUUUUAACGAAAAUACAAAUUACAUUUUAUGUUUUAUUCUAUGCUUCCUAUAAUAAGUAUUUUCUAUUAAUAAAGCACAUAAUAUUAUCAAUAAUACAUAAAGGUUAUCAGCUCUUCACUGCUAGCUUGGCUGUUUGACGUCAUACAUUAUUAAGUGCCUUGAUAAUCUGUUUACACAAUAGCAUAGCAUAGCGUACAUCCAUUCAUAUUCUUCAAAUAGUUUCAACACAUGAUUUCUUGUUACAAUGUUAAAAUGAUUGUUGUUAUCACUUUAUGAGCCUUUGUUAUCACUUCAUAAGCCUUAAUAUAGAAAUUUACUGUUCCUGAAAAAAAGAAAAUUGACCUUUGAGGCCCAAAGAUGCCAUCCAUCAACUCAUUAUCUAUACCUGCUUAUCCUGGUCAGGGACGCGGGGGCUGCUGGAGCCUAUCCCAGCAUGCAUUUGGAAAGAGGCAGGAAUACACCCUGGACAGAUCGCCACACACACCAUCCACUCAUCCCUAUGGGCAAUUUAGAAUCUCCAGUUAGCCUGCUGACAUGUCUUUGGACUGUGGAAGGACAUGCAAACUCCACACAGAAAGGCCCAGGGAUUCGAACCCAGGACUGCACCACUGUGCCGCCCUUAUAGCUUUCAUGAUGACUGUUUAUUUUUCUUUUUUAGAAAGCUGGAUUCAAAAUUUGUUUUGCUUCUUUGCACUUUGUAAAAUUGAUGUAUUUCACCACAUGUUUGAGCAUUUAUUACUUGCACAAAUGGCAUAAUCAAAAUAAAUGUUUCAUUUCAUCUGAA